AUGACGACUGCUGCCUCUCCAAAACAGGAAAGUAGAAGACAACACACACAAACACAAUGCUGCAAUGAAGAUCUGCUUCCUCGCACGCACACCCACAUAAACACACACACACAAUGCUGCAAUGAAGAUCUGCUUCCUCGCACGCACACUGCAGAACAACAUGCUGUUUUGCUCAGCAUCAUUUCUCACUUAGAGCAACAGCAACGGAAUACAUCCACACCACCACCACUCACGUAUGCUAUGUUUUCAUCAGAUGCAUACAAAGAUAUGCCAACUACAAAAGUAAUUGUGGAAGGGAAAGAAUUGACGUUUUUAGUAGACUCCGGGGCUACUCAUUCAGUAAUUAAAAAAAAACAUUUUCCAAAUCAAAAAAUGAGUGGACGGUAUGUAUAUUCUCAAGGGGCUUCAGGUUUGACUGUGACAGAAAAAUUUACUACACCUAUGACGAGUGUACACUCUGACGAGACUGACCUAAAACCUGACAUAAAAGUAAAACAUUCUUUUUUACUCUCUUCACUUUGUCCCGUAAAUCUGAUGGGCAGAGACUUGAUGUGUACCUAUGGUAUUUGUUUGACGUCAUCUCCAGACGGCCUUAAAGUGGUUAGGCGUAGAGCCGCACUCCAAAUGAUGCAAAAGGCUCCCUCUAAUCCUCUUUUUGUGUAUCAGUGGUGGAUCCCGAUCGAUGACGCUCGGAGGCUAAGCCAGGCUGGUGAAGCACGGGUUUCUCCUCAUGCAGACCGUAUGAACCCUGAACACCUGCAUUGCACGACAUAUGUGUCAGAGGGUCCAGACGACUCUUUUGAAGAGACAUAUUUUGAGACCCUCAAUGAUGCAAUUGCCUGUUCUACUUUGUACUGGUCAACUUGUAAAUCUGCUGUGUCUAUUUCUCUGUCUUCCACGCAGAAAGAGCUGUUUCAAGUUCCCGGCUCCUAUCCCCAUGUCUCACUGUCUAAAGGACGCCUUGACCAAUGGAGGGAUUUGGGACCAUUUGUGGCUCAGUGUGAAUCUCUCACUGACUGGGAGGAGACAAUCGAUCCGCUUGUUCUGCGCUCCGCAUCUACAGGGUUUCACAGAACUCACUGUGUACUUCUCACACCAGCUUGUCGAUCUGUCUAUGUGUUUUAUGAGCACAACGACAAAGUUGAAACAUUUUUAACAAAUCCCACAUCGAUUUCUCCCGCUCUUGCUUCUGUUCCACAGACACUCUGGGCGGCACACAAAUAUGACGUAGGCUUGAUCAACAACUGCCAACCGGUCGUCAUCACUCCACGUUCUGACUUCCGCCCCCACAAACACCAGUACCCCCUGCGACAAGAGGCCAUUGACGGUAUCACACCUGUAUUCAAUUCGCUCCUGGAGGCAGGAGUGAUAGUUCCAUGUCCAGACUCACCGGUCAGGACGCCAAUAUUUCCAGUAAAAAAAAUCAGAGAUGCUGGCAAGCCUACAGAAUGGCGUUUCGUGCAGGACCUAAAAGCAGUAAAUGCGGCUGUUCAUGCACGGGCACCAAAUGUUCCUAAUCCUUACACAAUCCUAGCUCAGAUUCCUCCUGAAGCUAAAUGGUUUUCUGUUGUUGACCUGUCAAAUGCCUUUUUCAGCGUGCCAGUCGACAAAGACAGUCAAUUUUGGUUUGCAUUCAACUUCAACGGUAAGCCAUACACCUUCACUCGUUUGUGUCAAGGCUAUACCGAAUCACCCACAAUCUACAAUGAUGCGCUCAGAGAAAGCUUGGAGAGCUUAACGCUCUCUCCCGGCUCUGCACUUCUGCAGUAUGUUGACGACUGUUUAAUUGCAGCUCCUACUCAGACGCAGUGUCAGACAGACACGCUUAAACUACUCAAACAUUUAGCGAAGGAAGGCCACAAGGCCAGCCUUUCUAAAUUGCAAUUUGUGUCUCAAAAUGUGCGUUUCCUAGGUCAUGACAUAUCUGGAGAAGGAAAAACCCUCUCCCCAAAAAGAAUUGCCGCGAUCGCAUCAAUACCGAAACCCAACACCAAAAAACAAAUGAUGUCCUUUUUGGGCAUGUGCUCAUACUGUCGAUCAUUUAUUCCAAACUACUCACAAAUGGAACAACCGUUAUCAAACCUAAUCCAUGGAAAAAAUCUUACAGCACACGACAAAAUAAUCUGGACUGAAGAGGGUCUUGCGGCCUUCACACAAAUGAAAUGUGCUUUGCAAACUCCUCCGACUCUUGGACUGCCGAAUCCGAAUAAGCCAUUUACUCAGACAGUAGAUGAAAGACAGGGCUGCAUGACUUCUGUGCUGCUACAACCCCAUGGUGAUAAACUCCGCCCGGUUGCGUAUUUCUCCGCAAAACUCGACCCUGUCGCUGCAGGACUGCCACAAUGUUUGCGCGCUGUGGCCGCGGCUGAAAGAGCGCUCACUGCCUCACGUGACAUAGUGGGUUACGCACCACUCACUCUGCUCGUUCCGCACGCGGUUUCUUUGAUUCUCCUCGAACAGAAAUCCUCUCACCUUUCUGCGGCUCGCUAUUUACGGUACCACACAUGUCUCCUCGACAUGCCGAAUGUCACAAUAAAACGUUGUACUAACCUUAACCCUGCAUCCUUACUUCCUAUUCCUGGGGAUGGGGAGGACCACAACUGUUUGGCUGAGCUCCAAGCUCAGUGCACUCCUCGUCCUGACCUAGUGGACACUCCACUAACUAACAGCGACAUGGUAAUGUAUGUGGAUGGAUCCGCCUCUCGCGAUCCUCAGUCUGGUGAAAAUUGUGUUGGUUUUGCUGUUGUUUCUGACUCUGGUGUGCUGUGUUCAGGUCCUCUGCCAUGUCACCUCUCAGCCCAGGCAGCUGAGCUCAUCGCUCUGACCGAAGCCUGUAAACUGGCUAAGGGUAAAACAGUCACAGUUCACACUGACUCUCGCUAUGCGUUUGGUGUAGUACAUGAUUUUGGGGCACUGUGGAGACACAGGAAUUUCCUUAAAUCGGACGGUAAGCCCAUCCUACAUCACACUCUCAUUGCUGAACUGUUGGAAUCCAUCUUGCUACCCACAGCUAUUGCUGUCUGUAAAUGUGCAGCCCACACGUCUAAUACAGAUGAUGUAUCACGGGGAAAUGCUCGAGCAGACUCGGCUGCAAAAGCUGCUGCUCUGCGCUCGCUCCCAGCUUCCGCUGUUUUCAUGUGCUCUGAGGUGUCAGUUCCCUCCUCUCUUACAGCGAUGCAGUCACUCUCCACCCCUGAUGAAAGACGGCUUUGGUCCAUAUCUGGCUGUAUUUACACCAACGGCCUCUGGACUGGACCCGAGGGCAAGCCGUGUUUACCUAGACAUUAUUUUGCCCAUUAUGCUAAGUUGACUCAUGGGUUAGACCAUGUGUCAAAAGGUGGAAUGUUACGUGCACUUAAUGAGACGUGGUUUACAAAAGGGUUCACAGCAUAUGCACAAAAAUUUUGUUCUGCAUGUGUCACCUGUUCUACUCACAAUGUAGGCAGGCCCGUGGGCGUGUCCAGCCAGGCUGCACACCCACCACCAACCCGCCCUUUUGAGCACAUUAUGAUGGAUUUUGUGGAGUUAUCUCCAUCUGAAGGUUGCAGCCGCCCUCCCGAAACCAGCUGAAGGACCACUCCACAAACUGAAACCUGGUGACUUUGUGGUGGUGAAAGACUUCAGAAGAAAGAACUGGAAAGCACGACGCUGGCAGGGACCGUUCCAGAUUCUCCUUGUCACCCAAACAGCUGUCAAAGUAGCUGAAAGGGCAACUUGGAUCCACGCAUCCCAUUGCAAGAAGGUUCCAGAUCCAGUACCAGCAGUGGGCUCAAGCGACCCUACCCCCACAACAAGUGUCAAUCAACCGACACCACCGUUGCAGUGACCACGGACGGGUUCACAACGGGCAGUUGACCGACAGACACACAGUGCAUUGUGAUCUGUGUUGACUGUCUACAACGCGGAUGCCUCACAAGAAAGAAGGUUGGCAGACUCCACAUACCAACGUGCACCUACGGACCAACACAAGAAGAAGAACACGACCAGGACCCCUCCACAUAGACACAGUAGUCGUUUGUGUCAUUACGGUUUCAUUCAUAUUAUUGCUUGCUUCAGUUUCAUUGUAUCUUAGCAUCUUUUUGUGAUUUGUAAUCAGCUAUCUAAAGAGUGGUUCUCCCUUAUCAUGGAACGGCAACGGCCAUGGAGCCCCCUUAGACGACUGGGGGGAACUCGUGUAACCAUGUGUUUAUUUGCAAGUGUCACUUUGUUUGUGUUAAUUCCAUAUUCUGGACAUGACUCUGACAAUGACCCCAACAGUGACUCUGACUCCCUGGUCGACCUCAACACUUACGACCUCGAUACAUACGCAUAGUGACAUUUUUAUAUUCUCAUGUUUCUGUGUUCAUUCCUUUUGUUUCAUAUUUGCUUGCUAAACGACCUGAGACUUGGUCUCACAAAAACAUAUUUUUGCAAUAUUAUGUGUGAUUAAAGAAUAAUCAAAAGAGUGGAAUGUAAUGGUAAAAUAUGUUAUAACAUAAUCUUAUGCCAAAAGAUUGAUUAUUGUCUGUAAUGAAGCAAUGUGAGAAGAAAAGGGAGACCCAAAAGUUGCCUUUUGCAGCUAUGUGAAGGAGGAUAGUCAAACUGGCCUUCACCCGAAUGCUCGAACAAAGGAACCCUGUUACUCCCAUCUUUGCCUUGAUUCUUUUCCUGCUUGAUUUGUAACUUUUCAUUUGUGUUAUCUCACAGGUGGUUUAGAGUUUCAGGCUUUAGUAGCUCUCGUGUCUGCAUACCACUAGAAAUGACCUUCAUGUGUGUGUAUAAGAACUCAGCAUUUUCACUGCUCGGAGACGCCAUCUCCACAGAGCACCGUGAUACGUGCCUGUGUAGUUGACCUCCUGCUUGCAAGCAAUAAAUGGACUUUCUGCAACUUUGA
This is a messenger RNA of Pungitius pungitius (ninespine stickleback), 4873 nucleotides long. RefSeq lists its product as uncharacterized. The transcript has 2 exons. Gene Ontology annotation, molecular function: aspartic-type endopeptidase activity; nucleic acid binding; RNA-DNA hybrid ribonuclease activity. NCBI's taxonomy places the organism in Eukaryota, Metazoa, Chordata, Actinopteri, Perciformes, Gasterosteidae. Gene Ontology annotation, biological process: proteolysis. The record is from RefSeq and is a predicted model, not a curated record. The coding region runs from base 1 to 3570 and encodes 1189 amino acids.